This is a messenger RNA of Cuculus canorus (common cuckoo), 3441 nucleotides long. RefSeq names its product protein interacting with PRKCA 1 (gene PICK1). Gene Ontology annotation, biological process: dendritic spine maintenance; regulation of Arp2/3 complex-mediated actin nucleation; receptor clustering. The coding region runs from base 154 to 1377 and encodes 407 amino acids. Gene Ontology annotation, cellular component: trans-Golgi network membrane; synaptic vesicle; postsynaptic density. The record is from RefSeq and is a predicted model, not a curated record. The transcript has 13 exons. NCBI's taxonomy places the organism in Eukaryota, Metazoa, Chordata, Aves, Cuculiformes, Cuculidae. Gene Ontology annotation, molecular function: phospholipid binding; protein kinase C binding; protein domain specific binding.
GAGGGGGCGUGGCCCCACCGGGUGCUUCCGGUCUGGCGGCGGCGGCCGUUGACGUGGCGGCAGGUGGCGGCGGGGCCACGCGCCGGGCGGGCUUCUCCGGGAAGAGUUCGGAAUAAGCAGUUUCAGGUGAACAAGUUCCACGUAACCAAAACAAUGUUUGCAGAUUUGGACUACGAUCUUGAGGAAGAUAAGCUAGGGAUCCCCACUGUACCUGGGACAGUGACCUUGAAGAAGGACUCCCAGAACCUGAUUGGGAUCAGCAUUGGGGGAGGAGCACAGUACUGCCCCUGUCUCUAUAUUGUCCAGGUAUUUGAUAACACUCCAGCAGCCUUAGAUGGCACCGUGGCAGCUGGCGAUGAGAUCACAGGAGUGAAUGGGAAGUCUGUGAAAGGGAAGACCAAAGUGGAGGUGGCCAAGAUGAUACAGAGGGUAAAGGGAGAAGUGACGAUACACUACAACAAGCUUCAGGCCGACCCAAAACAGGGCAAGUCUUUGGAUAUCGUAUUGAAGAAGGUAAAGCAUCGACUGGUAGAGAACAUGAGCUCAGGGACAGCGGAUGCCCUGGGGUUAAGCCGAGCCAUACUUUGCAACGACGGACUGGUGAAGAGAUUGGAGGAGUUGGAGAGGACUGCAGAGUUAUACAAAGGCUUGACAGAACACACCAAGAGUCUUCUCAGAGCUUUCUUUGAGCUGUCACAGACACAUAGAGCAUUUGGAGACGUUUUCUCUGUCAUUGGUGUACGGGAGCCGCAACCAGCUGCCAGCGAAGCCUUUGUGAAAUUUGCUGAUGCCCAUCGCAACAUUGAGAAGUUUGGGAUUCACCUUCUGAAAACAAUUAAGCCGAUGCUUACUGACUUGAAUACGUACCUGAAUAAGGCCAUUCCUGACACAAGGCUGACUAUCAAAAAGUACCUGGAUGUCAAGUUUGAAUAUUUGUCUUACUGCCUGAAAGUCAAGGAGAUGGAUGAUGAAGAGUACAGCUGCAUUGCUCUGGGUGAACCCCUUUACCGGGUCAGCACUGGGAACUACGAAUACCGCCUUAUCCUACGUUGCCGGCAGGAGGCUCGCACGCGCUUUGCCAAGAUGAGGAAGGAUGUGCUAGAGAAAAUAGAGCUCCUGGACCAGAAACACGUGCAAGACAUCGUGUUCCAGCUCCAGCGUUUUGUCUCCACAAUGUCCAAGUAUUAUGACGAUUGCUAUGCUGUACUCCGAGAUGCAGAUGUCUUUCCCAUUGAGGUGGACCUUGCCCGCACUACUCUGAACUAUGGGCAGAAGGAUGCAUACACGGAUGGGGCAGAGGAAGAAGAAGGAGGAAGCGAGAGAGAGGGUAGCGGGAAGGAGGAUGCAAAUGGUGAAAAGCUUAUUGAUGAUGCAUGAAUGCGCCAGGAUGGCCAGAGGAAAGACUUUGCAGACUGUUAUAAAAACAUAUUUCAUCUGGCGAUUCAUCCUCUGUGACUUUAUGUGUAUGUCCAGCCUGGGAUUCCUCUUCUGCUUUGGGUGGUGGUAGCUGGUUGGAUUGGGACCAGCCUCUGCUUUCCUCUCUUCUUCCCUUCCUUGUUUGCCUGGAUAUUUAUUUUUUUCUCUAGAGACUUCUGCUGCGCAGCUUGGGUACUGAGGUGUGGAAAGGAACAUCCCCUACCACACCACUGUGUGACUCUGUGUGCAGACGAUGUGGGAUGCACCAUUGCCCCUGGCACAUAGAGGCCAAUUAAACAUAUGGAGGUGAUUAUGCAGAGCAAAACCAGCCCCUUCUGUCCUCCGCUUGUGCUAUGGGAAGGUGUUAGCACCGGCACUGCUUUCUUCACUCCACUGCUUGCUGUCUUCAAGCUUCCCAUUCUCUGGCCUGUUUUAAGCUUCCUCUGUUUCUCCCUACUGUCCCCAUGGGCUGUAGGAUCGAUAUUUGUAGGAUGAUCACUCCCAGCUCUGUGCCACUGUUCUUAAGAAACGGGAACAAGUCCAAGCUGAUGCCUAGACCUGGUGGUGCUACAUGGAAUCUGAUUACCUUCCAUCCAAGGGGCUGGUGGCAGCAGUUGACUGGCACACUGAGCUGCUGCAAAGACUUAGAAGUCUCUUCCCCUGGAUCCUGUCCUCCUCGUAGUCACUGAGAUCCUGCACGGCUGCCACUGUCUGCACGCUCCAUAGCUACACCCCAGGGCUAGAAUGCUGCGUGAUGUGGCUUUGCCUUUUCCUGCAGGAAAGAGGGACCUGGCUUAGGAAAGAGCCCUCCUAAAUGGCAGAGAUGCUGAAGUGAAUGUGCUCGUCUGAGGCAGAUGGAUUCCUGGAAAUAACAGCAAAGCUGAAUGCAUCUCCUUUCCAUUGUUCUCUCUUAUGGCUGCUUGUGAUGGAAAAUAACUGGGUGUGCUUCUUGCAGGUGUGCAGGCAGUCCUGCACUCUCUUUCCUUGUGCCAGUGCCAGGAGGAGGCACCGUAGAACCACACAGGAGAUAUCCCAUCGUUAAACUAGAGAGACAGGAAGCCUUGUGAAGAGAGGAAGACGCGGCCUGUAGGCAGAGACUUUGAGAUUUUGAGUGCCAUGCGUGAAAAGCGUGCCGUCCCUACCAUUAGCUGCAGUCCUCCCUGUAUGGCUAUGUUGUGCUGCCUCUGGGCCAGCCAGAAACUGUAGCUAACAUGCUAUUUUCCCAGCACAAGGGAAGGAGGGAAAGGAAAACAAAGGUAAGUGAGGCUGCUCCUUUCCUCCUUCCUUUUUGCUUCUCCCUCCACCCUUGUGGGCUGAUCCCAGGUGCAGAUGGCACUUUCUCGCUUAGUGGGCAACAUGACUGCCAGGAGUAGUGUGGCAAGGGUUUUCACUUCUCUGUCGUUACAUUCCAGUAGUAGUGAGAGAAACUAUUUAAGGGCAUUAAUUUAUGAUCAAGGUGUUUGGUUUGUUUUUUUCUCUUUGAUUUGUUUUCGGAGUUUCAUCAUCUCUGUGAGUGCCUAGAAGAAAGCCAUCUGUGGUCAAGCUGCUGUGGAAGAUUUAAAUGGACUCUGAUCUACUGAUUGUUGCCUCUGAUAAAGAAAAAUGUGACAUUUUGAUUCUUGUCCUUCACGGGUUUUCUUUAGAGAUUUGUUUGCUCUUCCUCCAUUGGUUCUAAUCUUAAAAUUCAAUGAUGGGAAGAUGGGUGUCAUGUGCUGGGCAUGUUCUUUUCUUGCUCAUGCUGGUGGACAAUCUCUAUGCCAAGCUACGGUGGUCACUGCAGCACAGGUUUCCGAGGCGUAAGCUUAUAAAUGCUAUAGGUGGCCAGUCCUCCAUGUAAUACCAGCUGCUAUGCAUCUUGGGUUCCCAGGGGAACACCAGCCCUUUUAAAGCCACUAGUUGCCUUGGCCCUACCUGGUGACACCCUUGCAUCCCUCCAGUGCCAACUUCUCCACACGGCUCAGCUGUUGCAUCACAAGCUUGAGCUGAUGCUUAAGUCCCUGAUCCUCUUUCAGAGUUGUUUGUUGC